CAACCAAAACCAACCACUGUUGCAUUUGAGUCGAAAGCUGAGAGUGAUUCUCAAAUUAGGGUUCCAAGAAAUCAAGAAGAAGAAGAAGAUGUCGUAUCUGUUGCCUCACUUGCACUCCGGCUGGGCCGUCGAUCAAGCAAUCCUCGCCGAAGAAGAGCGUCUCGUCAUUAUCCGAUUCGGUCACGAUUGGGACGAAACUUGCAUGCAGAUGGAUGAGGUGUUGGCGUCGGUGGCGGAGACGAUAAAGAACUUCGCGGUGAUAUACCUGGUGGACAUAACGGAGGUGCCGGAUUUCAACACCAUGUACGAGCUCUACGAUCCUUCAACGGUCAUGUUCUUCUUCAGGAACAAGCACAUCAUGAUCGAUCUCGGCACUGGCAACAACAACAAGAUCAAUUGGGCUCUCAAGGACAAGCAGGAGUUCAUCGACAUCGUCGAGACCGUUUACCGCGGCGCGAGGAAGGGUCGCGGUCUUGUCAUUGCUCCCAAAGAUUACUCCACCAAAUACCGCUACUGAUUCAUGGGGAUCUGUAAAGUACACGAGGAAGUGUGCAGAAAGUCUGCAAUUAUAGCAACUAGAAGUCAAGUGGUAUUUGGUUUACAUCCCUGGAUUUUGAAAACCAAUUGAAACACAAUCCAAUUAUAAGCAAAACUACAGGCUUGGAUCUGGAAAAAUGGGAACUUUAGCUUGCAAACUGUAACAAUAAACUUUUCAUCGAGUAAUAAUUGACUUUUUCCCCAAACACAAUAUACUUUUAUAUGUCACUGUUAAGGGUAGAUGACACCAGAAGUUGAUAAAUGUCUGUCCAAUGUCACUCACAGUGUUUAGUUAUGUACUCGCCUCUGCCCCUACUUCAAAAAUAGUGAAGGACCUGUAAUGAAAUUAAUCUCCCAAUCGCAUUUGUCAAUAUUGGGACCCUGUGAAUGCAAUUUCUAUAGCAGCUUUAUCUUUAGUCUUGAGGGUCUGUGAAUUGUAUGCAACAGCAAUUGCAGUUUUGUCCUAGGUUUUCCACAAUAUCAAUUAUUUCUAUGGGCUUUUUGUCAAGAAUGAAAUCUUAGUAGAAUUAUCCUUGGGAACUAACAAGGAUGAAUUCAGAUGGUAUUCCCAAAUCAUAUCAAUUGAUAGUACACAAUUUGAUCUGGAAUAAAAUACUAUUUUAUUUC
Messenger RNA from Vigna angularis (adzuki bean), 1164 nucleotides. Its product is annotated as thioredoxin-like protein YLS8. Gene Ontology annotation, cellular component: U4/U6 x U5 tri-snRNP complex; spliceosomal complex; U5 snRNP. NCBI's taxonomy places the organism in Eukaryota, Viridiplantae, Streptophyta, Magnoliopsida, Fabales, Fabaceae. Gene Ontology annotation, biological process: mRNA splicing, via spliceosome. Bases 89 to 517 code for a protein of 142 amino acids. The record is from RefSeq and is a predicted model, not a curated record. The transcript is spliced from 3 exons.